This is a messenger RNA of Lecanosticta acicola, 855 nucleotides long. The record is from the annotation of a GenBank genome assembly. Lineage: Eukaryota; Fungi; Ascomycota; Dothideomycetes; Mycosphaerellales; Mycosphaerellaceae.
AUGGACAUCCGAAUACUCCAAUCCUCCGACAUACCACAUGUGCAACAGACCAAUAUCACGAAUCUGCCCGAGAACUACUUCUGCAAAUACUACAUGUACCAUGCGCUAAGCUGGCCUCAGUUGAGCUACGUCGCGGUAGAUGUGAGUAAAGCUGCCCCAUCUAUCUCGGCAGGCGAUUGGCAGACUUCAUGUUGCAUUGACGAACAACGCUGACGAAAGCGCGCUCAGGUAUCAAGGCCGAAGAAGACCCCCUACGAUGCCCCUAAAAUUGUCGGAUACGUGCUUGCGAAGAUGGAGGAAGACCCGCAAGAUGGCGUGCAACACGGACAUAUCACCUCCCUCAGUGUGAUGCGGACACAUCGGCGAUUGGGACUAGCGGAGAAGCUCAUGCGCCAGAGCCGUAAGAGACGAGAGAUGGGAUGCUGAGGUUCAGCGGCUGACAAUUGAACAGAAAGAGCCAUGUUUGAGACCUACAACGCCGUGUACGUCUCGUUACAUGUGCGUGUGUCCAAUGUCGCAGCAUUGGCACUCUACCGGGAUACAUUGGGGUUCAAAGUGGUAGGCACCGAAGCCAAGUACUACGCAGACGGGGAAGAUGCGUAUAGCAUGCGCAUGGAUCUCGACUAUCUGCGAGAAGAGGCGCUUGACGCAGAAGACUCGGAUGAAGAGGACGAGGUAACGGUUGGGCAGGAUGAAGGCGGUGAAGUUGGAAGCGCCGGCAAAGCCGAUGAGGCUGGCGCUGCCCUUCCGAAAAAGGAGAGGAAGCGAAAAGUCAAAGUUGGGCGGCAGCUGGGCGUUGGAGAACUGGUUGAAAGAAACGAGAGCUCUCAGCCUGCUCAGACGAACGGAACUUGA